Periophthalmus magnuspinnatus is the source of this 1863-nucleotide messenger RNA. Its product is annotated as dynein regulatory complex protein 1-like. The record is from RefSeq and is a predicted model, not a curated record. Gene Ontology annotation, cellular component: axonemal dynein complex; axoneme. The transcript is spliced from 15 exons. Bases 1 to 1863 code for a protein of 620 amino acids. Gene Ontology annotation, biological process: cilium-dependent cell motility; axonemal dynein complex assembly; regulation of cilium movement. Lineage: Eukaryota; Metazoa; Chordata; Actinopteri; Gobiiformes; Gobiidae.
AUGGAAAACACAACAAAAAGUGCAAACAAGACGGCGGAGUCAUCAAAAAAGCCCAGAAAUGAAGGGCUCUCCAAACUAAAGGGCAGACAUACAGAGACAGAGCCAAGCAAAGAGAAAAAGAAGUUCAUCAAACCGAAGAGAAAUUUCAACACAGUAACCAAUAUGGUAGCUGCAGCUGAGGCCAGACAAGUGCAGUGGAGGACUAAGACUGACGAAGCCCACAAAAUCAGACUAGUACUUCUAGAAGAUCAUAACCUCUCCAGCCGGGAUAAGAUGGAGGAGAUCUCCAGGGCGUGGAACAACACUAAAGAGAAGGUGGAGGUGCAGGCAACUUUUCUCCAGCAGCAGCAGCUGUUUGAGCAGCUAAUGAACGAGAAGAGACAGAUCAUGGAUGCUCUUCAGCAGGAGCUGAAGGCCAUUGACGAGAGGCUUGUGGUUCAGUCCAAGAAGCAGACAGAAGAUCUUCCGUUGAUGCUGGAGAGGAUGAAUGAACAGGAGCAGAGUGUGAUCAGGGCUCAGAGGGAGGAGCUGGCCAAGUGGAAGGAAAAUAUGCAGAAACAGGAGGAAACUAAACAUGCUGAGGAAAAGAGUGCAUGGGACAAGUGCAUGGAGAAUCUCAUAAAGACAGAGGAGGAGAAACUGCUGAGGAGGCAGCAGGCUCUGGAUGAGUUUAACUUGGAAAUUGACCAAAGGAUAUUUGAUGCAGCUGAAAAAAUGUACAUCAACAGGCACAAAAUCUUUACUGCUGUUCAGAGCCAGAUGCUGGAGCAACUCCAGGUGGCAUCAGAGAGUAUCUCCAUCCUGGAGAAAGUUGAGAAGCUGACAUCAGAAAACACUACACUUGAAGCCAAAUGCAGACUGACCAUAGCUGAACUAUCCAGUGUAAGGUCUGAGCUUAAAAAACUGAACAAAGACACUAAAGAAGCAGAAGCUGAAAAUAACAAACAUCUGAAGAAGUUGAAGUGUAAAGUCCAGGACAAUGAACACCUCCAGAAGAAGAUCCUGCACUUUGCAUUUGCUGAUGCCAUGAAGUUUGAGAACAUCUGGCUGACAGUGGAUGCAGAGGUGAAUGAGCUGCUGAAGAGGGCUUUAUAUCUGUACUCCACCAUCUACCAGCAAGUCCUACAUCUCCCCUGGGAGCAACCAAAGCUGAGCUGUGAAGAGCCGAAGAGGAGAUGGGAUGAGGGGAAUGCAGAGGAGAGGGGCAGAGUGACCACCCCAAGGACUAUACAAAGACUCAUGGAGAUACUAUGUGAAGAGGCGGGUUUCUUGAUUGAUGUUAAAAUAGUAAAAGAGCUCAGUGCGUUGGAUGAAAAUGAGCAGACUCUAAUGAAAGUGGACUGUCUGUUUAAUACUCUUGGCAUUGAUGAUGUGUCCCAGUUGGUGGAGUUCCUGUGUAAAUAUGGCCAGCAGCGCAACACGCAAAGUGAAGGAGCGGAGACUACAGAGCCCAGGUGCUCCACAGGUGAAGUCCAGACCAAUUCUACAGCUCUUGCAACCUCUGACCCCACUGACCCAACUGACGUCCUGCAAGCUCUCAAGUCCUUCAUCGACUGUCACAAACAGGGAAGGCUCAGGGAAAAGUGGAUUGUGCAGAGUCUGGAAGUCCGAGACAUGUCUAAACAGAAGGCCUACUGGGAGAGCCUGGCCAGUGCCAUCACACCCCAUAAACUCCACAUCUGGGAGGGGGCUGAGAGGAGCCUCAAACAGCACUAUGCUGUUCUUUGCCGGAUGUCCGAGCUCCUCCAGGAGAUCCAGGGUCUUCAGCAGGAGAACACAGAGUUGCAGGAGCUACAAAAGCUGUGUCUGGACCAAUCCUUGUCCACCGGGCCACAAUUGAAUUCUCAUAGCACUUUACCAUAG